UUAUUUUCAUUAUAUUAUAUAAAUGCAAUAUUUGUUAUUAUAUUAUUAUUUGAUCUCGUUUUCACAUUGAAGAAGAAACUCUUCAUUACAUUGGGAGAAAAAAAAAGAGGCAAAAAACCAAAAAGGAAGAUCCGAAAAUUUUCCCACGAAAAUCUCAGAUUCUGGGGAAAAAGAAAGGAAAUCGCCAAGCAGAGAAUAAGGCAAAAUUUCAUUCCUAUUGGAAUAUUUGGGCUGAGAUUUUUCUCUUUUCUUUUGGAUUUGUUCAAACGAUAAAUCUAUCUUUGGGACACAAAAAAAAAGUUAAAUUUAAGAGAUCGUUUUUUAUUCUUUUCAAGUUUUCACAUUUUGUUCUUCGUUUGAUCUUUCAUCGGAAAAAAGGAAAAAUCUUAUUUUCCUUUUGUGUUUGUUUCCUUUUCGUUUGUUUGAUCAUUGUGAUCAUCGUCUCUACUUACAUACAACUCAUAAACGAUUUUUUCUCAGAGGAUUAGAGACGAGUUUUGAUUUUGUGUCUGUGACUGUGUUUGUUUCAUAACGAGCCAUGUCGGAAACUCAGCAGCAGGUUCAGAACUCUACUGGGUCGAUUCGAUCUCCCGACAAAAUUGAAGAUACCUUCAGGAGGAUGAAAGUUAAUGAAGACAAUAUGGAGCAAUCUAGUCCAUAUCCUGAUCGUCCUGGUGAGCGAGAUUGCCAGUUCUUUCUGAGAACUGGUCAGUGUGGCUAUGGAAACUCUUGUCGAUACAAUCAUCCUCUUACUAAUCUUCCACAGGGUAUUAUUUAUUACAGAGACCAAUUGCCUGAGAGAGUUGGACAGCCUGACUGUGAGUAUUUUCUGAAGACAGGAGCCUGUAAGUAUGGCCCAACAUGUAAAUAUCACCACCCUAAAGACAGGAAUGGUGCUGGACCCGUGCUGUUCAAUGUUCUCGGUUUGCCUAUGCGGCAGGGUGAGAAGCCAUGUCCAUAUUACAUGCAGACAGGAUUGUGUCGAUUCGGAGUUGCCUGCAAAUUCCAUCAUCCUCAUCCUCAUUCUCAGCCUUCUAAUGGCCACUCUGCAUAUGCAAUGUCCAGCUUUCCGUCUGUUGGUUUUCCUUAUGCCAGUGGAAUGACAAUGGUGUCUUUGCCUCCUGCAACAUAUGGAGCUAUUCCACGUCCUCAAGUUCCUCAGUCUCAGGCCUAUAUGCCCUACAUGGUUGCACCCUCCCAAGGCCUUUUACCUCCUCAAGGCUGGGCCACUUACAUGACUGCAUCUAACCCCAUUUACAAUAUGAAAACUCAACUCGACUCCAGUUCUAGCGCAUCGGUGGCUGUGACCGUGACAUCACAUCAUCACAGUUUUUCUGAAAGAGCUGAAUGUAGGUUUUUUAUGAACACUGGAACUUGUAAAUAUGGUGAUGAUUGCAAAUACAGUCAUCCGAAAGAAAGAUUGUUACAAUCACCACCAACUCUCUUGAACCCUAUUGUUCUUCCAGCAAGACCAGGACAGCCAGCAUGUGGUAACUUCAAGGCCUACGGAUUUUGCAAGUUUGGAGCAAACUGCAAAUUUGAUCACUCAAUGCUGCUAAACCCUUAUAACAAUACGGGCUUGGCCAUGUCUUCUCUGCCUACUCCUUAUCCUUAUGCUCCACCUGUUUCAACUAAUUUGAGGAUCUCAUCGCCACCAAGCCCCUCUGAUAUGACUACCCUAUCCAAUGGUAAACCCGCUGCUGCAGAAGCUCAAAGCUUGGAGACUGAGAAACAAGACGAUAGUCCAACAGAACCAGAAAAAUCAGAAGUGGAGGACUCAUUGCCACCAAACGGCUCUGAUUCAACCUCCCUGCCCAAUGAUAAACCUGAUGCAGAGACUGAGAAACAAGACGAUGAUUCUGCAGAACUGGACAGCUCAAAAGUGCAGGAUUCAUCUGAUAAAUCUACAUGAUCACGAUCAUGAUCUCACAAUCUGGCAGAGUCUUUCCCUGUCAGGGGUAUCUAACGGUCUCAAAAUGAUCUCUCUGCCCUUUUUGUUAAUUUUUUUGGAAAGAGGGCUUGGAAAUGUUCUAUCUUUUUUUUUUUUUUUUUUUCUUCUUCUUUGGUUUCGGAGACAGCAAUGGCUGAAACAAAAUAGGAAAAGAACAGUGUUUUGAAUUGGUUAAUAAAACUUGACAUCCUUUAGCACAAUUUUCAGAUUCUCAACAUAUCAAGUUCCAUGAUUUUU
Molecule: messenger RNA, 2188 nt
Organism: Arabidopsis thaliana (thale cress)
Lineage: Eukaryota; Viridiplantae; Streptophyta; Magnoliopsida; Brassicales; Brassicaceae
Gene: ZFN2
Product: zinc finger nuclease 2
Exons: 7
Coding region: 539-1912 (457 amino acids)
Cellular component (GO): nucleus
Molecular function (GO): metal ion binding; mRNA binding
Source: RefSeq, marked reviewed